Molecule: messenger RNA, 483 nt
Organism: Cooperia oncophora
Lineage: Eukaryota; Metazoa; Nematoda; Chromadorea; Rhabditida; Trichostrongylidae
Source: the annotation of a GenBank genome assembly
AUGUCACUUUUCGGUGUGCUUUCAUCGACGCCAACGGGAACUGAAUUGACCUCAAGUACCUCACCUAAUCUUUCUGAACAAAUACUGUCAAGUAGCGUUGCUGUAUCAGUGCUCACAGAUAUAUUGCUAUAUAGUCUUUUAUAUCCGGAACCUGGUAAUCCGCCCAUUGGCCGUUUUGUAAUCAAACAUCGCGAGCGGAACGAUCCUUUCUAUCAAUCGAAAUCCAUGCAGAUACUAUGUAAGCUGAAAGCAAGAUUAACUGGUGAUCUUGAACCACCGCAGGCAUAUCGCAGAAAUAUCGAAAGGCUCAACGAUAAGGGUGAAAUGUACGGACUUGGACAGCUGUCCGCAUUGUCGCUCUGGACUUUGACAGGCGUUCUCAGUGAGGAAAAUCCACAGCAGCUUACGAAGACUGAUAGUCCGGUAAGGUUCACCUCGGAAUGUAAAAACCUAUGGUCCACUGUUUCGUGGUUCGAAGUAUGA